CAGAGAGUUGAGGGCUGUGAGCUGGAGGAGAGUGAAUUCUGCUCUGUUCAUGAGCUGCAGAAGGCACCAAUGGAGAAUAAAACAGCAAUCAGCAAUGUCCUGAAAAGGAACCUCAGAAGAUUCCUGGGUGAAUGGUUCAGCUCCCAUCCUGUGCUCACGGCGGUGCUGAUUCUGCUGCUCCUGGUGCUGGUGCUGGCUUUGGGGGUGGCCUUGGCUGUGCAGUCAGCACCACAGGUUCCAGUCACACCUGCGACUGCGCAGUUGGUUCUGGGCUGUCCCCAUGGCUGGGUUGGGUCCAAUGGGGUCUGCUACUACCUGUCAAGGGAUUCCAGGAGCUGGGAGCAGGCUCAGGAACGGUGCUCCGAGCUCGGGGCCUCCCUGGCCAUUCUCAAGGAUGAGGCCAUGGAUUUGCUCUUCCGCCUCCGCGGGAACGUGGAUUACUGGAUCGGGCUGCGCAGGCGGGGCGAGCGCCUGCACUGGGGGGACGGCAGCAGCUACAGCUCCAGGUCAGAUUAUAUCCAGGCAGGAGUGCUUGGCUUCUCCCUCUGAGUGGAGCAACUCCCCAUGGGAUGAUGGAAUUUUAUCAGCCAUACAGGGACACUCACUUCCCGUGAACAGAAGAGAUCUCCUGGAGGGGGAUUGGUUGUGGAAGAGAUAAAGAAAAACUACCCAAUGAACAGAAGAGAACUGCCUCACCUCUAAGAGAUGGGAAUAGAAUACCCCUAUUUCCAACCUAAGAUACCUGGGAACCAGCGCUGUCUCUGCUCCUCCCUGCAGCUUUCCUGUCUUUGGCAGUUCCCAGUGUGUGUACCUGGCUGAGAACAGAUUCAGGAGUGAGAACUGCUCAAACGAGCGGCCGUAUGUCUGCAGCAAGGCCCAAGCUGCCCUGUGACAGGGCUGCAGAAAGGACCUUGUCCACGCUGGGCAGUGCCAGCUCCAGCUGUGAGCCCAGCACAGCGCUGUCCUUCCUCAGCUGCACCCUGUGCCUUGCACUGACUCUCAGGGUCACCUCAGUGCCUGUUCAUCCCCAGUGCCAGCGCUGGGCUGGGUGCUCAGGGGAAAAGUCUCUGCUGUACAUCCUGCCACUGGUGCUGCCUGCAGUGAGUGGAUUGUCCUCAUUAUUUGUGAGAAACACGGUUCUCUAUUAAAAAUUUUUAUAUUUCUUUAUUAAGGGAUAAAAGGGAUAAAAUCCCACUUUGGUAUGAUUGGUUAUUUGAACAGAGUGAACUUAAAUUAUAUUCUCUUUAGACACUAUAGAGUGUCUUCCUGCCAUCUUGUCUAUUAAACUAAGAUUUUUUUUUUGUCUUGUGGUUCUAUUUUGUACAUUUUCAUUCCCUGAUAACGAGGGCCUGUAAAUUCCUCUUUUUUCUUUUUUUUUUCCCUCUGUCUUCUCUUUCCAAGAUCUUGUCUUUCAGAUAAAAUAGUCCCUGAAUGUGGGAACUCCCUUAAUUAUUUUACACCUUUUUCUGAGUUAGUUACAUUAAAAAAAUAAUUUCAACA
Messenger RNA from Taeniopygia guttata (zebra finch), 1500 nucleotides. NCBI's taxonomy places the organism in Eukaryota, Metazoa, Chordata, Aves, Passeriformes, Estrildidae. The record is from RefSeq and is a predicted model, not a curated record.